Pungitius pungitius (ninespine stickleback) is the source of this 2181-nucleotide messenger RNA. RefSeq names its product REC8 meiotic recombination protein b (gene rec8b). Gene Ontology annotation, molecular function: protein binding; chromatin binding. Gene Ontology annotation, biological process: replication-born double-strand break repair via sister chromatid exchange; sister chromatid cohesion. The coding region runs from base 158 to 1849 and encodes 563 amino acids. Gene Ontology annotation, cellular component: meiotic cohesin complex. The transcript is spliced from 18 exons. The record is from RefSeq and is a predicted model, not a curated record. NCBI's taxonomy places the organism in Eukaryota, Metazoa, Chordata, Actinopteri, Perciformes, Gasterosteidae.
AUCUGAUUGGUUCGGCGAUUUUUGCGCUCAAAUUUCGCGCCACAAUUUACCGGAGCUUUUACUAUUUUACCAUUUACUUUCUUAAAUAACGUUACAUUCCUACACAUUUUUCCUCCAACUUUGACGUAACGUUAUCUGCUUCAUCCAGACAGAUAAAAUGUUUUACUAUCCGAUUGUCCUCCAACGCCACUCUGGAUGUUUUUCAACAGUCUGGUUAGCAGCAACCAGAGGCAUCAGGGUUCAUCGCAGAGAGCUUCUCAAAGUCAACAUCAAGCGAACAUGCGGGGACAUUUUGGACUACGUGACAGCUCAGGUUCCUCCACCUCAACCCCACCUGGCGAGGCCUCGGUUCUCCCUCUACCUGUCGUCUCAGCUGCAGUACGGAGUGGUCGUUGUCUACCACAAGCAGUGUGGCUUCCUGCUCGAGGAGGUUCAACAGACCAUUGACCGCCUGCUGCACUCCAAAAGAUGCAUAUCCAUCGACAUGGCACAGUCGGACAGGUUGACCUUGGAUGUGCCUGACAGCAUGCACAAGAUGGAUGAGGCCGAGAGAGCUCAGGACCCCUUCUUUGGUCUCAUGGAAUCACACCAGCUGCCCAGCCCCUAUAAAAUACACCAGCGAAUGUCGGGGUUUGAAGCGGCGGGUUCACAGCGAUCCCUGGUGCUCAGUUGCCACGGCACGCCCGACGUCAACGGGUUCAAGUCACCUCCGGGCGCCAUCUCCCUGAAAGAGAAGGAGCAGUUUGUCAUCACCGCUGCCGAGGAUUUCGAGGGAGAUGACCUUCCCGAAGCCACAGUCAGAGAGAUCGACUUGCUGAUGGAUCAAACAGAGCAUUUCCGCACAGAAGUGAAGCAGACAGACAGGAGCGCACGGGAACCUGAAGGAGCCAUGGCCUCUUUCGACCAGCUGAAGGACACCGUGACGGGAGCUGAGCGGGACGGCGUGUGGCUCCUCGACCAGGACUCGGGUCACCCUGCGGAGGAUCCUCAGGCAGCCGUCGCCCUAGAGAUGACCCCACGGCAGGUUGCCAUGCCAACACCACCCUACGGAGGAAUCUCCGAAAGUCCCAGUGAAGAGAUGGUGGCUCCUCCUCGGAAGCCCGGCGGAGGACGCAGGCGUCAGCUGGUCUUCGCCGACCCUCAGGUCCAGAUAUCUGAAAGAGCCAUGAAGGAACAGAUUGAAAACCAUCUGGCUGAGACACUGGGACUGUCGGAGGUGUUGCUGGACGUGCACGCCUUGACCAAGCGCGCCCCUCCUGCGCAGCUCUUCGCUGCCCCCUGUGGAGCCCCCCUCCACACCGACCUCCAGUCCCUGUGGAAGCAGUGGGCCUCGCUCACCGCCCUGCCCGGACACAAGGGGGGUCUGUGCGAGGAGGAGGGGGAGUCACAGCAGGACAGAGAAAUACUGAGGUCAGAGAGGAAGAGGAGGCAGUCAAGCGUGAGGGAGCUAUCCAGUGAGUCAGGACUGCAACCUGCUGAUAGCUCAUCUGUAGUCCUGGACCAAGAGGAGAAGUCCAUAAGCGACGUGAUGACUCCCAUCAGCAAAUGGUCUCCACAAGAAGAGGCCUAUCUCCGAAUGGCGCCCAUAGAGGAGGAAAGCGUUGAGAUGCCCGAGGCUCAGACUGACCAGGAGGCCAGGGACAUGCUCAGGUGGAUCUGCUCCAGCGUGCAGAGCUUUGGAGGAACCACCUUUGACUCUCUGGUGCCCCCGGAGGCCGACCGCAGCACUGCAGCUCACACCCUCUACAAGCUGCUGGAGCUGCUGUCUGCACGACAGGUGACGGUCCAACAGUCUACGCCCUUCGGUGACAUCACCAUAAACCCUGCUGCGCUCAUGAUGACCGCCUGAACACAAGUGCCAUUAAGGGACAGUUAAUGUUUUUAUUGAAAAAUAUAAUGAAUUGAGUCCUUUUUCAACAACAGAUCACACAGGUUAAAUGUUUUUAUAUGAAUUGUUAAAUUACUCAGAAGGGCAAAACAUUGAGCUGCAUUACUUGAGUGAUUUUUAACAGCUUAAUGUAGUUAUUUGUUCAUAUGGCUGUAUUUUUAAAUAUUUAUACCUACUGAGUUUACAAAUGUUACAUAAACUAAUGUCCCAAACUGUUUUUGAAGUUUAAGUGAAGUGCAGUAGCUUUGUUAUAGUUUUUAUUUUCAACAUGGAUUUGAUCCUUUUAAACUUAA